This is a messenger RNA of Symbiodinium necroappetens, 586 nucleotides long. The record is from the annotation of a GenBank genome assembly. NCBI's taxonomy places the organism in Eukaryota, Dinophyceae, Suessiales, Symbiodiniaceae.
GGUGCGCUGCGCGUUGACGCCCUCCGUGGUAGCGCCUUGGCUGCUGCCGGCUGAGCGCGAGCCCCAGAUGGAAAGAGGCCCAGGCCAAGGCCAAGGACAGGGAGAGGUGCCUGAGACGCCCGCUGUCCGCUCUUUGAGCUCUUUAGAAAAGAAAGAUGCACAGCGCCACCUGCAGCUCUUCGGCAUCCCCCACCUGGAGCUGACCAGCCACAAAGGAGGCCGCCAAGGGCUUCGGCACAGCAUCUCCCUGGACGUCUUGGCAGUCACUCCAAAGGCAAAUUCGGCGAUUCCGGAGAAGAAGACCCCGAAGAAGCGGGAAAUUUGUCCCGAGGCGGUUGCGCCAGAGUUUUACGCACAGCCACCUCGACCCACUCGUGGACUUCCCAUUAAGGCCAAUUUCGCUCGCCUCACAGGACCAGCGCUGCGGGCCCUGGCCGAGGCCGAGGUGGUGGACCUGGAGGCUUCCCGCGAGUUCCCGCGGCCUUCGCGGAUGCGGGUGAGCUUCAAGCCCCCUUCCCGAGCCUUGGAGACCCUCAACCAGGAUCAACAAAAGCCUUCCGAGGAUCUGAUGCCAGGCUGCACCUAG